AUGUCUGCUAUCAUUAAUAAUAUUGCCAAUAAAACUGUUUAUUGGAGUAAAGUUGGUUUAGAAGUUGCCAAAAUUGUUUACAAAAAGGAAUUCCAACCUCCAACCACUGAACAAUUCAAAACCGUCUACAACAGUGCUUUCAAAUUUAUUCAAACCCCAACCUUACAAAAACAAUUCAUUAAAGAUGUUGCUCAAAUUCAACCAACUAAAGAAAAUGCUUUCAAAUAUGGUUUCUACGGUAUUCAAUUAUUAGCUUUCUUUUCAAUUGGUGAAGCUAUAGGUAGAAGAAAUUUAACUGGAUACCCAACUCCAGAAGGUGAACAUCAUUAA
Molecule: messenger RNA, 330 nt
Organism: Yamadazyma jaroonii
Lineage: Eukaryota; Fungi; Ascomycota; Pichiomycetes; Serinales; Debaryomycetaceae
Source: the annotation of a GenBank genome assembly